Molecule: messenger RNA, 1431 nt
Organism: Cannabis sativa
Lineage: Eukaryota; Viridiplantae; Streptophyta; Magnoliopsida; Rosales; Cannabaceae
Product: glutamyl-tRNA reductase-binding protein, chloroplastic
Exons: 5
Coding region: 201-1154 (317 amino acids)
Cellular component (GO): chloroplast
Source: RefSeq, a predicted model, not a curated record
UAUCAUUAUCAUCAUCAUCUUCACCAAGACUCAACCUUUAACCCUUUUCCUCGUACAAACUAACACAGUCUUCAUUUCAAUAGCACUCUUCCUCUCUUUUUCUCAUCAAUCAUCAACCCCAAGAAUCUAUUCAAUCAAAAUAUUCCAGAUCAAAAAAUUUCAACUGAACAAUCCAAAAUUUCAAAGACUGUAUUUUUAAAAUGCUUCUCCAAACCCAAUCUCUCACAACAACAACAACCCACUUCUCUCUCUCACUCCAUUGCUCUAUUCCCGUCUCCAAAUCCAAAUUCAAUGUCUCAAAAACAAACCCUUUUCGUAAAAUUCGAUUCAAAACUCUCAAAUGCUCGAUUUCGACUGUUUCUGAACCGACCCAUUUGGAAUUGAAAACCCAUAAGCCAUUUCCAGCUGAGGUUUCGAGAACAAUUAUGGAAUUGGGUUCUGUUGGGACCCUUUCGGCGAUUACUCAAGAGGGUUGGCCUUUGGGUAUUGGGGUUCGGUUUGCCGUUGACUCUGAAGGAACACCUGUUCUUUGUUUGAAUGACUCUAAUAGUCAAUUCUCCAUUGAUACCAAAUCUAGUCUCCAUGUUCAGUUGGAACAAUGUGGAUUGCGUACUCCUCAGUGUACCAUAUUAGGUAGCAUUGACAAACCAGACGACGAAAAGACUAUGAAGAAAUUUAACUCGAUUUGGAAGAAGAGGUAUGGCGAAGAAGUUGAUGAAAGUCUUCUAUACGUUGUCUCGGUGGAACGGGUACUUCAAAUGGAAGACUUCAAAGAGGUUGGCAAGUGGGUCGAUUCUUCAGACUAUAGAAGUGCUCAGCCUGAUCCUCUUCGAUGCUUUGCUGAAAAUCUAGUGAAUGAGAUUAACACGAAUCACGUAGAAGAUGUCAAUCGAUUUUGCAAUGUCUAUGCUGAUUUGAACUUUCAGGUUUCUGAAGCAAAGCUUAUAUGGAUUGAUCGGUUAGGCUUUGACAUGCGUCUUUGGUCUCCUUUGAAAGGCAUAUUCGAGGUUCGAAUCCCAUUUCCCGCAGAAGUAACAGAUGAGAAGGGCGCAAAAUCCACAUUCAAUUGCAUGUCUCAACUAGCUUGGGAGGUGGAAAAGUGUUUCAGUGCCCCGGAUUUUGAGAAGGUGAAAGAAGUGAAGCGGAUAUGUUAGAAGGUAUAGAGUUAACCGUUUUCGUGUGUGAAUCUUUGAUUUGUAUUCUUUCGCUCACCGCUUUAUGUUAUCGUAGUUGUAUAAUAGGCGGGUCGAUUAGAGCUGUAAGUCAAGUUUGAGGCAUCAAUCUUAUCCGUUGAUUAGGUUCGAAGGAAGAACAUGAUUAAUUACUAAGAUUUCUUGUAAUUCUAUGCUCAAAUUUUGGAACAUGCUUUUUCAUUGUUGUCUAUUACCAUCAAUAAGAAAUGAAGGAAAAAAAAUUAUGGCUUUUGCUCAA